Acanthopagrus latus (yellowfin seabream) is the source of this 6790-nucleotide messenger RNA. It is a transcript of the gene bcorl1, whose product is annotated as BCL6 corepressor-like 1. Gene Ontology annotation, biological process: negative regulation of transcription by RNA polymerase II. Gene Ontology annotation, molecular function: transcription corepressor activity; protein binding. The transcript has 12 exons. The coding region runs from base 802 to 5397 and encodes 1531 amino acids. The record is from RefSeq and is a predicted model, not a curated record. NCBI's taxonomy places the organism in Eukaryota, Metazoa, Chordata, Actinopteri, Spariformes, Sparidae. Gene Ontology annotation, cellular component: nucleus.
CUUUUAACCCCGCGCGGCUUCAGACAUCCGAUGUGGAGCUCGCGAGCCCAACUCGUCUAUAAUUGGUGAAGCCGCGAGCAGCCGGUCACUACCGGGAUAGCGCUGCGCGGUCGUUGAGGUCUCCGGGUUACCCCCGGCUCAGACACAAUGCGAUGUGUCAGCUGCCCACUUUGUGAUACUCCCGCUUCACGCCGACGCGGUUUCUCUCCGGUGUUCCUCUUUUUUUUUCCUCUACUCAUCCGCGUUUUUUUGUUUUGUUUUGUUUUGUUUUUUUCUUUUGGUUUCCCAAUUUCACGUUUUGGCCAUCUGUCAACGAUUUGGCUGCCUGCACGCAGCCAUUACUGAGCGAAUGGCGAAGGGCAUGUUAGAGGCUCUCACAACAGCGAUCCGGUCCGCGAUACGAGGCGGACAAAUAGUUUGAGCCCUCAGUGCUCCUCCGCUCUCCGCUCUGCUCUGCUCUGCUCUCGGCGGACGGGAUCGCUCGCCCAGCACCGCCCGGUCAGGGACGGCACGGAUCGUGCAUGGUAGUAAACAAACUCUUUCGAUGUCAGCCAGCUUCGCCGUGCUGUGCCGUGCCGCGCCGUGCUGUGUGUGGCUGUGAGUGUGUGCACGGUUAUUUCCUCACCACCACAAGUGUUGAGAAAAGUAGGAAAUUUUGUUGGCCUACAGGAGCGGACAGCGUCGUAAACCGCAGGCCUGCACCGGUUGUGUUCAGGAAUCAGCAUAUCACUGUAUUAUAAGGAAAACACACACCUGACGGACUCAGCUACCCCUGAGGCAUGUUGUGUUAAAGAAACACCUAUGCAGGUGGAUCCUACACUAAUGAAUGUAGGGGAUGGAGGCACGGUGAGCAGAGAGAUCAGUGCUCCAAAUAAAGCGUCUGCUAGCAUGGUGGGAAAUCCCCCCCAGACGCUACCCCCUGAGUUUAGAGGAGAUGUUACGCUCAGUCAGCAAAACAAGACCACUCCAACAACAGACUGUAAGACAGCAAAAGCCUGCCUGGACACUAGCAAUUACAACCACAGCCCUGAGCUUUCUCCACCUCAACAGCCCAACAAUGCACCGAUGUCCGGCUCGGCCCUCAGCAGCUCAGAGAAGAGAGCAGACAAAAGGGCAGAGGCCCCUAAACACAAAGCCGAUGGUGCUGGGGUCUUCCCCGCUCCUCAGUGGUCAAGUGGCGUAAAAGUCAGCCACGAGGACUCGCUCAGCCCCUGUCACAGCAAUGUGACAACCAGUAAGAAAUCCCACCCGCAAACACAGUCCGUGCAAAGUGUUCCACCUGGGUUUCAGUGCUCCACCAUGUUUAAACCAGUCCAGCCCGUUGCCUUCCUUCCCUCCACUAAUUUUUCUUCCCCUCUUUGUAAAAUCACUCUUCCACCAGCAUUGGGUCAGAUUGCAGCGCUGAGAGAAGCCACAGCCAGUCAGUUUCAGAAGGAAAUCCAGCCUCAAAGCUCAGGUGUCGGAGGGACACCUCACAUGCGGACCUAUCCCUACCCGUUCUCUGUGGGCCGGACUCCAGCGGCCGAGAAAAAAGCAGGCACGUCGAAACUCAAAUCAAACCAUUCGUCUAAUAAGAACACCAAAUCUGUGGGAGAGCAUAAGUCUUUAGCCUCUGUGGUAGCCUCACCAGCUAUUGCCCUACCAUUGCAGCACCCGUCAUUAACUUCUGCAGCACCCACCUGCUACACGCUGUCUCCCACUGCUGCCAUUUGCUGUGGCUCGGCGCUGGCCAGCCUCACUUCUCAGAGCAGACUGCUGAACCAUGUGGAGAAAGGCAACAGCAUAGACAAGACAAACGCAGGCUCUCUUAAAACAACACCUCCCUCGGCAUCAGAGGACCACACGGCUUGCUCAGCUGAGCUGAGAGAUGUACCUCUUGAUUUGUCCGCCAAAUCAAAACGUCCAAAAUGCUUAAGUGACCCUCCAGUUACAACUAUUGAUCCUCAUAAUAAAGAACUGAAUCAGCGAGAUUUUGUGAACUCAAAGAGGACUCACUCUACAACUUAUAGUUCAGCUGUGCAAUACCCUGUCUUACCCAACACCCACAGAAAUGGUUCUCAUCAAAAGCAAAUAAACAGGCCUCAGAACCACCAGGUCCCAGAGCCCAAACCAAGCUGGGGUAAGGGAUCUCCACAGGACCCCAUCAAAAACAUCCCUGGAACUUACGUUGGUGUUGCUAGCCCCAUACUGGCUUCUACUCUACGGGGCAAAGAUGGAAAAGGGACUUUUGCGGAUGAAUUUCAGAGUUUUGCAAAGCAGGAGUUUAUAUCUAUAAUCGACCAAGGAGAACAUCUGGCCUCAGGGGGAAAGAAGCCAUCCUGUCUGAUGAAGGGCAACCAUCAUGCUCACAGUGUCAAGCAUGUUAAAAACACCAGCACAGCCAUUACUAAGAAUUGUCCCUCUAAAGGAGCCCUAACGACUGCCCUGACGAGCUCUCCCAACGCUCAGAUUCAUCCGAAAUCUGGACCUGGCAAAACGGCAGUGCCAUACUCGACCACUGUUGUCAACCCAGCUUGGCAACAGCCGCCUCAUCUGGCGAACCAAGCCUCGUCCGUUCAGAGAAAAAUCACACAAGGAUCUCCAAAGACCAAAGGCACCGCAGUGACGGAUGGAUCUAAGUUCCAGAGUGCCCAUCACAGCCCGUCCAAACCUGAGGAUGAUAAGUGGGAGAGAAUCAAGUCUCCCCUGUCGAACCUUGCGUCCAUCGUAAAGCAGCAAGCUCUCGAAACAACAGCACUGACAGGCGAGGGUAAUACUCAAGCUUCGCCUGUGGCACCGAGAAAAGUUGAUGCUCUGACUGGGAGCCAAGACCCCCAAUCUAAACAUGCAUCCACCUUUGAAUACCCACCGUACUGGUCUGUGGAAAAAUGGCCUGGUGUGCCAUCUCAAGGGGAUUCAACUCAAGCAACGAAGAGACACGAGAGGACGAACGCCACCGAGCCUUUGGAGAAUAAAUCAGAGUUAAACACCAGUCAGGGAGAAGAUUUGGGACUACAAGUGAAGCAGGGCUCCUCAAAACCUGCUGGCCAGUCUAAUAUCUUAGUUAGCAAUGCAUCAACAAACGGUAACAGGAUGGAGAGCAAACUAGCCCAGGUGUUAGAGGGGGGGGUAUCGAAGAAAGAAAGUGGGGCAUCAGACAGUCCUCCCAGUGACAAAUUGGAGGGCAUGGUUGCGGCUAUUCUAACAGGCCAGUGUGCCGGGGGAGGCGACAAGUUCGAGAAAAAAACAAAUGGAACCAAAGAGGAGUCGCCGACCAAAGCGAAAGCUGCUGCCAUCAAAAAAGAAAAGAAAACCAGCCCCAAGAAGCCCCCGAAGGAGAAGUCGCCAACGGGCCCGUCGAAGAAGGCUGCAGGAAAGAAGAAGAAAGACACAGAAAAAAAGACUCCAACCAAAGUGUCUUGUCAGAAUAAGCAGAAGAGACAAUGUGCACCUGUGCCGGAGCCGAGCCUAACAGCGGGAAAACUUCCUCCGCACACUAAAGAGACGACUCCAAGGGACAAGAUCAGUUACGGCAAGGUUGAUCAACCAACCCGCAACAAACCGGUUACAGAUAGCGGCAGCGGUCCUCGCCGUGAAGAGACUCCAGCGUCUCUUGAUAGCGCUGCUGUUCCCAAUAAGGAGACCGAAGCGACAGAGAGCUCUUUCCCAAGACUGAGGAGAGGACGGCGGCGAGCUGAUGAGGCUCGACUCGACCUCUGGGGCUUUGCAACCCCUUCCCCUCCACCCCCACCGAUGCCUCCUCCCCCUGCAGCUUCUCUUCCACCCUCUCCGACUCCCAGCCAACCCACCCGCCGUCCGAGAGGGAGGCCCCGCUCAAACCCCCUGCCACAGCGCGGGUUUCAGGGCAAGGGCAAGGCAGCCCGCGCCGACGGUGAAUCGCCCGCCAAUAAGAAACGCCGGCGAUGUCGCAGCAAAAAGUAUCAGACUGGGGAGUACAUCACUGAGAAAGACAAGCUGGAAGAUGGAGAGCACCUCCAAGGGUCGGACUCCCAGAGACAGGACGGUGGUGUCCCAGCAGAUCCACGGGCGGAUCAGUGUCCGAGUCCCGCUGCCUCCAGUCCCGAGCCGCCUCCUCGGAGGUCCUCGUUCACCCGCUCGGGGACGGUCCGCUACCAGGAGAGCGAGGAGGUCUCGCCAGAGGGCAACGACAAGCCGUCCGGGAAGAGGAAGUUCAAAAGCAAACACUUAAGUGACAACGACGAUCAGAAGAUUAAGACCAAACGCAGCAGCCUGGGCAAGCGUGGUGCCUCAGUUGCUCCGGAUGAUGACGGUGCUGAUGCAAAGAGAACAGCAAGCCCUCCACCGGCUCCAAAAACUUUGCCGUCGUCACCUCCGAAUAAGAAAGGCACGUCUGGAAAAAGCAGCGGGUCAGAGUCUCCAUCCAAGAGGCCUGUCCCCCCAGAGGUCCGGCGCCUGAUUGUUAAUAAGAAUGCCGGGGAGACGUUGCUGCAGCGUGCCGCACGUUUGGGCUAUCAGGAUGUCGUUCAGUACUGUCUCGAGAAGGACAUCAGGGAGGUCAAUCGGCGGGAUAAUGCCGGGUACACUGCUCUCCACGAGGCGUCCUCUCGAGGCUGGACUCAGAUUGUCCAGAUGCUGCUGAAACACGGGGCCGAUGUCAACUGUAGCGCCCAGGACGGAACACGGCCCCUUCAUGACGCAGUAGCGAGCGAUAACCUUCCGAUCGUCUGGUUGCUCCUGAACCACGGUGCGGACCCGACCCUGGCUACCUACUCUGGACACACACCGGUGAAACUGGCUCACAGCCCGAGCAUGAAGACCUUCCUCACAGAAUAUUUCACAGACCUGGAAGGACGGAAGGAACAGGAUCCCACUUUACACUGGGAUUUCUACAGCAGCUCCCUGUUUGAGACCGACCAGGAGCCCUGCUGGGACUUCCUGCUGUCUGAGGAGAACCAGGAGCUGGAGGAGAACACGGCGGGGAAGACGGACCCGGACCUGGAAAAAGACAGUCUUCUGUUUGAGUUCUCCUCCGAGCCGCUGCUACCCUGCUACCACGUCCAGGUGUCGUUGACCCAGGGCUUUUGCAACUGGUUCCUCCUGACAGACGUCCUGAAGCGCCUCAAGAUGUCGGCGCGGAUCUUCCGGGCUCGUUACCCGCACCUGGAGGUGGUGAGCCUGCCGCCCGCUGAGCUCUGGAAGCAGGUGUCGGUGAGCCAGGUGAGCUCGGCUCUGGUGUCACCCUACAGAGGCAAACGCAAGGAGGAGGACAGCAAGGAAGAGGAGGAGGAAGGACUUGUGGAUCUGGUGCGAUGUGUACCAGAGCUCCAGAGACUACUGGGCUCCUCCAUUCACAUCCUACAGGAGGACGAGGAGGAGGAAGAGGAGGAGGAGGAGGAGGAGACGCCGAGGAGCACAGGGAAGCCUCGCUGCCGAUAGCCUCUCUUUCACAGCACUCCUUUACCCAGCUCGAGCAGCUCAAAGGAAAACCUCUCCGUCCAGAGUAACAAGGGUCGUGAGCGCCUGUAAAGACUUGACACUCCACCGAUAACCUUUGACCUCAGACAGAAGGUGAUUAAGUGAUCACAAGGACCUGCACACGGGAGCAGUCGGCGCCGGAAAAAGCAGCUUUCAGGUUCCUAUCUAUAGGUAUAUUUGAAUAAAUGAGAACUAUUGAACAAACCUUUUUUUAUUGAUUAUGUAUGUACAUGGUAGUGUAUAUGUAUAUCUUGCCAUCAGGGUUAACACAUUUGAUUCUAUAAAUGUAUUCUUGUGGCAAAGGAUGGGAUUACGUUAGGACUUUUUUGUUUGUUCCUGAGGGAAAUUUUUUCGGCGGGAGAUAAUCCAAGGCUUUUAUCUUGGUGAACUCUAGCGUACAGCUAAGACGCUUAAGUCAGGGAGGCCACUGGCCCGGAUGGUUUCUCUGUCACAACCUGGGAGACCCGGAGACCCGCUGAGGAGAAGACCGCGGCACAUAUUAUUCAAACAUAAUCACCGGCUCGCAUUCAGAGCUUCAUUUCAUGUCCACUUUCCUCCAGAGAUUCGCCACCAGACGGACCUAAUAGAUGUUUAUUUCUCCUCCACAGUUUCACAGUUUGAAAAAAAAAAAUCAUGUCGUUCUGGACCUUGAGAUUGAGAGUUUGUUUACAGAGCUGGACAGAUAAUAGUGUCUCCACUCCUCCUGAAACUGAUACAGAAUCCUGUGGAUCUCACUCAGAGGAAAAACUCGUUCCAUCUCUGGAGUCCAGAGGUCACUCCUGAGACGCCCUCCUACUGCAGCCACGACUGUCCCCCCCCGACCCGACCUGACCCGACCCGACCCGACCCGACCCCUGACGUCCCGAUAUGGUGUUUCAGACCCCAGAGUGCUUUGUGUUGCAGUGUUUUAUUUACACUGUUUGUUGUGCUUAAUUUAAUAGUCAUUAAUAUAUUUGACCUCUUGUGUAUCUGACAAGCCUAUCUAUUGAAAAAAAAAAUGCUUUGUAUGGUUGGUGCUUCAUUUUGAAAUGUACUUAUUAGGAUCCCUUUAUUCUGAGAUUUUCCUCCCUCGUUCAACAACAACAGUAUUUCAAACAAAGCUAAAGUACAGUUUUAUUGUACUGGUGCUACGACAGAUUUUUGUGUUGACAAUCAAUGAUGUUUUGGUUUGAAGUCACAAACUAAUAAAAGAUAUUUAAGAUGAAGAGACUUAAGGUGUAAAGAGAAGUAUAGUUUAGUUAACGGAGAGUUAACGGGAUACAGCAAGACUGAAAGACUGAGCGGCGUGUGAAGAGCCUUUUAUUUGAUUCUUUUAUAAGAAAUCAACAAGAAUAAAGCAUGAUUGUGAAUCAUA